This is a messenger RNA of Trichomonas vaginalis G3, 366 nucleotides long. Its product is annotated as phage tail repeat-like family. The record is from RefSeq and is a predicted model, not a curated record. The annotation marks the transcript as partial. Lineage: Eukaryota; Parabasalia; Trichomonadida; Trichomonadidae. The transcript has a single exon.
UCUGAAGGAGCUUUCGAGACAACAGAUGGAAAAGUUUACUUCACUGACCAACAGUUCAUUAUAGAACAUCUCAUUGACUUAGAGUCGAAAUAUUCUAAACUUUACAACAAACACAAAAAGUUGAAAGGAAAACAAAAACAAAUGGCAUAUGAUAUUUAUGAAGAUGUUGACGACACAACUGUUCCUGCAAGUGAAGUAAAGUCAGAGAAACCGAAAAGUGACGAAAAACCGAUAGAAGAAGAAAAACCAAAAACAGAAGAUAAACCAAAACCAAAGUUUAGUUUGGAAACUAAACCAAGUCAACCUUCAUUAGCUGGUAUGGGUUGGCGUCAAAGACUUAUGGCAGCAGGCGGUUAUGUAAAGUAA